CAUCAUAACACAGAGGAGUUUUUCUGAGUUUGGCUUCGCGGCGCAUGGCAAAGCGGCUCUGGCGAUACAGCUGCUGUUUUGUGUGUUAGCUGUCUCGUUUUAAUACGGUUUUAAAACAGAGGUUGAUAUUGAGCCGUGUUUUGUUCUGCCAUCAGAGUGGGUUAAGAGUAUAUAAAAGCCUGGCAUGGACACCACCUGCUCACCUUGAAACCUAAGACAUCUAUGGGUCUCAUACUUCCAUAUAGGUCUAAUGCGUAUAUGUACCUAUUUCAUCAGGACGCCAGAAUGAGUGAUCGUUCGGAAGAAAACUGGAAGGAAAGCAGUUCUGCCCAGGAAACAUCAGCAGAAAGAAAUGCCUCUCCUUCUAAGGACUGCUCAAUAACACAAAAACAAUUGCAACAAAUAGAAAAACAACUAAAAUGCUUAGCAUUUCAAAAUCCAGGACCUCAGGUAGCUGACUUCAAUCCUGAAACCCGAGAGCAGAAAAAGAAAGCCCGCAUGUCACAGAUGAACCAAGAUUUUUUUUAUAAGCCCAAAAUCACAAAGAAGUACAACAGACAUGGCAGACUGCUUUGUAAUAAUGUCGAUUUGUGUGACUGCCUGGAAAAGAACUGCCUGGGUUGCUUCUACCCUUGCCCCAAAUGCAAUUCCAACAAAUGUGGACCAGAAUGUCGCUGCAGUAGGAAAUGGGUUUAUGAUACAAUUGAGACUGAGUCUGGGGAUGUGAUCAGCAUGUUACCAUUUGUUGUCCCUGACUGAUGUUCUGGUUUUUAUUUGCAUCUGAGCAAAGUUCUUCUUUCUUCUGAUUUUAUUAAAGUAAAUCUCGGCUUUAUGAGUU
Rhea pennata is the source of this 838-nucleotide messenger RNA. It is a transcript of the gene ARL14EPL, whose product is annotated as ADP ribosylation factor like GTPase 14 effector protein like. The transcript has 3 exons. The record is from RefSeq and is a predicted model, not a curated record. Gene Ontology annotation, cellular component: intracellular membrane-bounded organelle. Lineage: Eukaryota; Metazoa; Chordata; Aves; Rheiformes; Rheidae. Bases 223 to 759 code for a protein of 178 amino acids.